GGAGGACGGGCCAGCCCCUUCUCCGCUUCGAUGGAUGGCUGCCAGCUCUGGAUCUGGCCUCUGAAACUUAGAAUGAAUCAGAUUUUCUUGCAGACUGGGGACAGAUUCUCUUAUUGAUCUCUGCAGAUCAAAAUUCUGCCAGAGAAGUUGGGCAGACUGGAGUUUCUCCCGGUCACUUGGCAACCCUGCUUUAAAGGCGUGUAGGCAUCACCACGGAAUCUGGAAUGAAAAUGAAGAAGCACGACCUCCAAGUUCUCAAAAUAGGGGAAGGAUCAGAGGCAGCAAGAAAAACCCCUCACAUUCUCCAGCCUGGAAGCAUCAGAGAAUACCUGGAAAGGAGAUCAGGAGAUCCAAUGCAUUACCAAGUAGGGGAAUGUUCUCUUUCCUUUGCACAGUGGGAAGCCCAGUGGCAGGAGUUCCUCAGGACAGUGGAAAACCCUCACUCUGGGUGGGGAAUCCCACAAUUGCCAGAGAAACCUUCACACUGGGAAGAUGCCAAGGCCUUUCUUGCCUCUUUUGAGCAAGUGGCCAAAGCCUGUCAGUGGCCCCAGGAAGAGUGGAUGACCCGACUCCGCCCAGCCCUCAAUGGAGAAGCUGAGAAGGCCUUUAAAGGGUUGGCUGCCAGAGACAGAGAGGAUUAUGGGAAGGUAAAGGUGGCCAUCUUGCAUGGGGACACCUUGAGCAGGGAGAAGCAGCGUGAGCAGUUUCGGCGUUUCUGCUACGAGGAGGCUGAGGGGCCACAGGAGGCUUACAUCCGAUUGCGGGAAAUGUGCCGUAGGUGGCUGAGAGUGGAGAAUCAUAGCAAGGAGCAAAUCCUGGAGCUCUUGAUCUUGGAGCAGCUGCUGAGUGUCCUGCCCCCAGAGAUCCAGAGCUGGGUGAGGGGGAACAGUCCUGAAAGCUGCUCCCAGGCAGUAGCCCUAGCCGAAGAAUUCAUCUUGAGGCAGGAGAAGCAGGUGCCGUUGGAGGAGGCAUCCGGGAGUGUCUCCCAGGCAAGCCAGGAUCUGUGUGACAGUGAGCAGAUGCAACUUCGUGUGGAAACAAAAGAGGAGCAGGAUGGAGAUACCCAUCUGAUGGGGGAUGCAGAUGGUUUUGGAGAACAACAUCACUUAUCAGAAAAAGACAGGAAUGAAGAAUUGAAAGGCAGAUUCAGGGAUCACGACCAACCACAGAGGCAGGAGGGAAGCCACAUUGUGGACAGGAGGGGUAAACCCAUUCCUUGCCAAGGAGGGGACUUUCAGGUAUUCCCAGUCCAGCAAGAAAAGCCAACCCAAAGUAGAAAGAACAGAUUCCUUAAUGGGCACUUAGGAAGCCACAAAGGAGAGAAGCUGAAUAAAAAUGUUAAGUUAGGAAAGAGCUUUAGUCAGAGCACAAAUGUUUCUGCAUCACUGACAUUCCAUGGAGGGGAGAUGUUGUACAGCUGCUCUGACUGUAGCAAAAGCUUUAAGAUCAAAUCUAAUUUUGUGAAACAUAAGGCGAUGCAUGCUAAGGUGAAACCAUACAGAUGUUCUGAGUGUGGGAAGAGCUUUGGACAGAGCGCCGGCCUGAUUUCCCAUAAACGGGUCCACACGGGGGAGAAGCCGUACAGAUGCUCAGAGUGUGGGAAGAGAUUCAGUCACAAACUGAGCCUCAGUAUCCAUGAGAGAGUUCACACAGGGGAGAGACCGUAUCAGUGCUCGGAAUGUAGCAAAAGCUUUUGCGACAAAUCAAAUCUCACCAAGCACAAGAGGAUCCACACGGGGGAGAAACCCUACCAGUGCUCCGAGUGCGGGAAGAGUUUCAACCGGAGCACAGCCCUCACUUCGCAUCAGAGAAUCCAUACACAAGAGAAGCCAUACGAAUGCCCCGCGUGUGGAAGGAGUUUCAGUCAGCUUGCAACCCUUAUGUCACACCAGAGAAUUCAUGUGAUGGAAAAUUCUCACACCAACCUCCCAGUACAAUUAAGGCAUCAGAUUGAAUUCUGGCCUUCUGAUGCGCAGUUACAUGAAGAAGGGACUUUCUAGCGACUUUCUCUUUGCUGCAGACCUUGGCUACAGAGGCUUUGCUAGCUUUCUCUUGAAGUUUAUUCAGCUUAGAAACAUAUUUCUGUUUUGCAAACCUUCGUAGUUUGAGGAUACUAGAUAUCUUUGUGCUCUUUAUGAUUGGGGAAGUGGCUCAUUCUGUAGUUUUCAUUGUACAUUUUCACUGAAUGAAGAGGUUAGCUGUAUUUUUAUUAUUUAUAUCUCACCCUGUGGGGCUAGAGGCAAAGUAGAAAAUAAAUUACAAAAACAGUCUGCACUUGA
Messenger RNA from Sphaerodactylus townsendi, 2279 nucleotides. Its product is annotated as zinc finger protein 397-like. Lineage: Eukaryota; Metazoa; Chordata; Lepidosauria; Squamata; Sphaerodactylidae. Gene Ontology annotation, molecular function: DNA-binding transcription factor activity, RNA polymerase II-specific; RNA polymerase II cis-regulatory region sequence-specific DNA binding. The transcript is spliced from 4 exons. Gene Ontology annotation, biological process: regulation of transcription by RNA polymerase II. The record is from RefSeq and is a predicted model, not a curated record. The coding region runs from base 225 to 2000 and encodes 591 amino acids.